Argiope bruennichi is the source of this 1814-nucleotide messenger RNA. RefSeq names its product fatty-acid amide hydrolase 2-B-like. Bases 191 to 1780 code for a protein of 529 amino acids. The transcript is spliced from 7 exons. Lineage: Eukaryota; Metazoa; Arthropoda; Arachnida; Araneae; Araneidae. The record is from RefSeq and is a predicted model, not a curated record.
UAUGCAAAUACUCUUUCAUAAUUUUUCAAAAGUCAUUUGCGUUAUCAGAUGUUGCAACGUUGUCAGUUGUUGCGUUAUUAGUUCAAAAGUCGAUGCGUUUCUUCGAUAUGCAGAUUUCAUACAGACUUGAUCAAAUUUUUUGGAUUGUCGUUCGUUCUAUAAUUCGUUGGUACCUGGCUUUUUUUAUGAUAUGGAGAUUUCGUACAGGUUGGAUCAAAUUUUUUGGACUGUCGUUCGUUUUAUAAUUCAUUGGUAUCUGGCUCUUUUUUAUGGGCGCAAAGGAAAAGUCGUCCCCCCAAUAAAAAGUCAACUUCUCCAGAAAUCCGCGACUCAGUUAGCUAAGGAGAUACGUGAAGGCAAACUCAAGAGCACAGAUGUUGUGGAGGCCUACAUUGAAAGAAUUCAAGAGGUGGAUCCUUAUAUCAACGCAACAGUGGACCGUCGUUUCCAAGAUGCCUUGAAGGAGGCACACGAAGCAGAUCUGCUGAUUGCUUCAAGAAAGUAUACCGAAGAACAGCUGAUGAAUGAAAAGCCUUUAUUGGGAGUUCCUUUGACUGUCAAGAUGGUACUUUUUGUUAAAGGUCUUCGGUGCACAGGCGGAUCCAAGCUCUUCGAGGAUCUCGUACCCACUGAAGACGCACCUACUGUUGCUUUAAUGAAAAAAGCCGGAGCCAUAAUCAUAGCCACCACCAAUACUCCCGAAUUCGGGAUGAAUAUAGAAUCCGCAAACUUCGUGCACGGUAGAACUCGCAAUCCGUAUAAUACGAACAGGACUCCUGGUGGAAGCAGCGGAGGUGAGAGUGCUUUAAUCGCUUCUGGUGGAUCUGUGCUUGGAUUAGGAAAUGAUCUUUUGGGAAGUCUAAGAAUUCCGGCUCAUUUUUCGGGUAUUUUUGCCCACAAACCAACAGCAGGUUUAGUACCAAAUGAAGGGUGUUUACCACCCGAGCGAUUGGUUGGUGAGAAAUUUCCCACGCCAGGAAUCAACAAAUAUAUGUUCAUGGGCCCCAUGUGCAGAUACGCCGAAGAUUUGGUGACCAGCAUGAAAAUAUUAUCGACAAAUAAAGAAAUAAGAAUGAAGUUGGGAAAAGAGAUUAACUUUCACAACCUGAAAAUUUGUUAUCUAAAGGAGAUACAGAGUUAUUUGGUUGCUCCUGUGGAUCCAGAAAUAUCGCGGGCCUUACAAGAAGCUGUUUUCUAUUUCGAGAAACGGUACAGCGUCAAAGCCAGAGAAGUAAAAAUGCCUUUGUUAAUGGAUGCUACAAGAUGUAUAAUUAAUGCAUUCCACAACUCAACACCAGAUUACAUAGAUAUGCUUACAGGAGGCAAAGGCGUAGACUUCAGCUUAAAAGUAGAUUUCCUCAAGUCCUUCUUUGGAAAAUCAACUUUAAGUUUUCCUGUUCUUGCAAUACUCACUUUUGCUUAUUUUCCUUUAUUCUACAGAAAAUGUCGGAAUUCCCACUAUGAAAAUAUGUUAGAAAAGUGGAUGAAUGAAUUCAGCAGUCUGCUGGAUGAGAAUACUAUUCUCCUAAUGCCCAGUUUUCCAUUCAGCGCCCCUUAUCACAGUGAGGGGUUAUCCUUAUGUUUAAAUGUCUGCUACACAGCGCUUUUUAAUUUUCUGGGAUUACCGUCUACCAACUGUCCAAUAGGAUUCAAUAAACAGAAACUGCCGAUUGGAAUUCAAAUAGUAGCUUGUAAAAACAAUGACCCCUUGACUAUGGCGUGUGCUGAGGAACUAGAAAAAGCGUUCGGGGGAUGGAAAGCACCAGGUGGGAAAUGUUAACAUGGAUGUUUGCCCUGUAUUUUUUUGUCACACA